GGAGCCUAGAGGGUCGGAGGUGGGAGGUGCACAACCGGGCUCCGGGAACCCCUCCCGAGUCCCUGCGCCCUGCGCCCUGCGGGAGGGCUGAGCCGGGACUCCAGGCGAGCAGGUGCGGAGGGAGCAGAGGGGACCACGGCCGAGGGUAGAAGCAAGUCCUGCAGGGAGAGGCGCUGCUGCUCCAGCUGCUGCCUCAGCGGCAGCCACCACCGAGCCGGCGCCCAGAGCAGGGCUGGCAGGCCGGGCGCAGAGCUGAGGCGAGCGAGGGGCGCGCUCAUGGAGCACACGCACGCCCACCUCGUAGCCAACAGCUCGCUGUCCUGGUCCCCCGGCUGGGCCUGCGGCUUGGGCUUCGUGCCCGUGGUCUACUACAGCCUCUUGUUGUGCCUCGGUUUACCAGCAAAUAUCCUAACCGUGAUCAUCCUCUCUCAGCUGGUGGCCAGGAGACAGAAGUCCUCCUACAACUAUCUCUUGGCACUUGCUGCUGCUGACAUCUUGGUCCUCUUUUUCAUUGUGUUCGUGGACUUCCUGUUGGAAGAUUUCAUCUUGAACAUGCAGAUGCCUCAGGUUCCCGACAAGAUCAUAGAAGUGCUGGAAUUCUCAUCCAUCCACACCUCAAUUUGGAUUACUGUGCCAUUAACCAUUGACCGGUAUAUUGCGGUCUGCCACCCGCUCAAGUACCACAUGGUCUCCUACCCAGCCCGCACCCGGAAAGUCAUUGUAAGUGUUUAUGUCACCUGCUUCCUGACCAGCAUCCCCUACUACUGGUGGCCCAACAUCUGGACUGAAGACUACAUCAGCACCUCCGUGCACCAUGUCCUUAUCUGGAUUCACUGCUUCACUGUGUACUUGGUGCCCUGUUCCAUCUUCUUCAUAUUGAACUCAAUCAUUGUAUACAAGCUCAGGCGGAAGAGCAAUUUUCGCCUCCGUGGCUACUCCACAGGGAAAACCACUGCCAUCUUGUUUACCAUUACCUCCAUCUUUGCCACACUCUGGGCCCCACGUAUCAUCAUGAUCCUCUACCACCUGUAUGGGGCACCCAUCCAGAACCGCUGGCUGAUGCACGUUAUGUCCGACAUUGCCAACAUGCUGGCCCUUCUGAACACGGCGAUCAACUUCUUCCUCUAUUGCUUCAUCAGCAAGCGGUUCCGCAAAAUGGCGGCCGCUACCCUCAAGGCCUUCUUCAAGUGCCAGAAGCAACCAAUACAGUUCUACACCAACCAUAACUUUUCCAUAACAAGUAGCCCUUGGAUCUCGCCGGCCAACUCACACUGUAUAAAGAUGCUGGUGUACCAGUAUGACAAAAAUGGAAAACCUAUAAAGGUAUCCCCAUGACCUCAUAGGUUUGGCACCUCGUGUCUCUGCAUAAUCCAUUUCCAGAUGGGAAUGUGGCCCAUCCUAUGGCUGAACAGCUCUCCUUAAGAGUGCUAACCUGAUUUCCUGUCUCCACAGAUUGAGCAACUCUCAGACUGGUAGAUGAGGAAAGAUGGAGGAGAAGAAAGAAAAGCAUGAAUCUUGUUUUCAUUUAUGCAUUCAUUUCUACAAGUCAUGCUGACAGCAGAAGUCCCUACCAGUUUGAAGAUGUCAUUGGAGGUUGUGUCAUUAUCCUGUGGCCUGUAAGGACACACAGUAGAGAAAUAGUCUAUGACUUAGCCUUG
Orcinus orca (killer whale) is the source of this 1658-nucleotide messenger RNA. It is a transcript of the gene GPR139, whose product is annotated as G protein-coupled receptor 139. The record is from RefSeq and is a predicted model, not a curated record. Gene Ontology annotation, biological process: G protein-coupled receptor signaling pathway. Gene Ontology annotation, molecular function: neuropeptide receptor activity. Lineage: Eukaryota; Metazoa; Chordata; Mammalia; Artiodactyla; Delphinidae. The transcript has 2 exons. The coding region runs from base 277 to 1335 and encodes 352 amino acids. Gene Ontology annotation, cellular component: membrane.